CUCCUUCUGUCAGUAGACAAUUGGCAACAGCUGAUUGUGGUGGUUAUUAUCACUGAUGCUACUAGGCCUCCCCCCCCCUCCCUGUCCCCUUGGUCUUGGGUAACCAUCCCAUGUGACGUGUUGGUUUCUGAAUCUCGACGACUAAAUUGAGGGUACGAUGUGUUUCACGGAUAGACUGGCUGAUCUUGCCAAUAACUCGGGAAGCCAUUUUGCUCUCGUAACUGAAAUGAGUGAAGUGAUCCGGUUGAAGUCGAUGAAGACCAUUAUGGAACUGCCAAUUGAGGCCGUGGCCUCGUCACCUUUAACCUCGUGUUGUGUGACCGGCGGAGUGAGUUAGCAGUCCGCACAAAUCCUCAUUCUGUACUGCCAGUGGAGUAUCCGUCGCCCCUGAAUCUUCAAUAAGCUCGGACGAGUAACUGUAAUCGUUUGUUCAAGCCUUACACCAAUGUGCUGGUAAAAUGUGUGUUCAUUAUAUUACGAGUUUAACCCAGUGACUUGAUUCAGUGCGAAAAUCUUGAGAACAUUGCCAUUGGCGAACUCCUCAGAGCAUUGAUUUCAUUUUCCGGUGUCCAAGCAUUGAAACACAUUCUGCUUCAAGAACGACGACAACAACAACAACAACAACAACAACGACAACAACAACAACAACAACAACAACAAAUACAUUUCCCUGUGCACAGAGUGUCCUUUCAUCGUAAAGUGCAGGCUCUCUCUCUGGCAGCAGUCUUUUUUUUUCCUGGCCUUACAACAAACAGCCUUGUCGUGGCAUCGAAACCUAGCUUAUCGACGAGGACGAAGCAAUCACGUUCGUUUUGCUUUGCCUCUCCUCGAAAACAGUACAGUGUAGACUUGAACAUCCUCGAAGCUCAGUCGAUCCAACCGGCGUAGCGCACGCUGCCACUGCUUGUGGUGCAACUGCCGUGUCUUGUCUUUUGGCAAUUUGAUCCCUUUUGCCUUGAUCUCAUUUGAAGUGGGGAUGAUGAUGAUGCUGCCAUCCUCAUCAUCAUCGUCGUCGUCGUCGUCGUCGUCGUCGACGCCAUCGUCUUCCACGACGUCUUCCCCCUCCUCAAUGAUUGCCAGCCCCGGGGGUUCAAGCGUGUCCAAGCGCUUGGCCAAGCGGUCCAUCCUGGGAACCAGGGUGGUGGCCCCGGGUGAUGAUGGUAAGCUCUACCCGGGCAUCAUUCAAGCCAUGAAGACUUGCGAAGACAGGCUCGGCCAGAACCGAUACUCUGUCAAAUUUGACGACACUCGACGUGUGAAGGAGUUCCGAGAGACCGAGAUUGUGGGACCUGGCUUUCAAAAUGUGACCAGCUCCAAGCUGCGCUCCGGACAAAUUGUGUAUGUGACCCACUGCAAUCGUGAAAUGCAAGGAGCCGUGGUCCAUCACCGACCAAACAUCGACCAAGUCAUCAUACAACUCCUGAACGGUGGGCCUGAGGUGAAGAAGAAGCUGGAAGAGGUCCGGCUUUUGGAGUCGAGGAAAUCGGCCAGAUUAAUUGGCCAUGGUGCUAACACGGAUUUCUCGAAAUUGGCCGAUUUCAAUAUUGUACAUGAGCGUAAAAGACUGAACUCGGAGACGAACUCUGACAUCUCAGGGGCAAGUUGCCGCAAACGGAGAGGCUCCGAGACGUUAUCUGACUCCUCCGGGGAUGAAUUUCAUAGCGGUAUGUGGAGCUCGUGCUCGGAUGACCGAAGUACAACCCCAAUCAUGUCAGAGUGCACGGCAGCCAUGGUCCUGAUGAACCUCUCGUACAGUCCCCGUUGGCUUGAAAUGGCCCCAGCCAACCCCAUGGGUAACCAUCCGGAGUCUGCCAACCACGAGAACAGAGAUUCGCGCAUGACCACACCCUGUUCCUCCCCAGUGAAUAUGACCAUGGCGGCCUCCGCGGCCAGUCCGCUCACCACGCACUUCUCCGAUUUGGCCUCGGUGGCGGCCAAUGUCAUGAUUGACGGAUCGGUGUCACCCUCGAGUUCCGGGAUCUCAUCUUUAGGCUCGUCCUGGACAUCCACGCCCAACUUGACUGAGGCUGAGGCCUUGCUCCAACUGUCCAAUCAGGAGUCAGACGAGGGUAUCGUCUCAGACCAAUCCUCGUCUGCGGAUCCUUACGACGAUGCCAACAAACGAUUGAAGACUGAACACUCGCAAAUCAUAUACAAAUGCACUUGGCCAAACUGCGAGACCGCGAUGAAUACCCAAAGCGAGAUUGAGCGACACAUUCGACGACAUCACUUAAAGAAACCUGACCCAAAGUCAGAGGAAGAGCGUGACCAUGAAGAAGACUUCUAUUACGAGGAGAUCCAGGUUCCAUGCCAUUCUCAAUUGAUAUCGAAAUGCGGCAGUCCGUCGGCAGUCCGUCCUAGUCAGUUCCCAUUGGUCCACCAUGGUACAACCCCCCUCACAAGCCAUCGAAUCCAAGGUCAAACCUCUUCGGGGCGUGCCAUCACUGUUUUAAGCAAGGUCGGAGGGCGAUCCAUCCAUGUCUUGGCCGACCAUAUCGACAUGGCGAGGCCCCCUCAUGAGAACCCUGAGUACAACCAACUGCGGGGUGGUCUGCUGGCACAAGGCACCAAUGUAACCUUAAUUCAACACCCUUCGAGCCAUCACCAUCGUCACCAACUAUUAUAACAACAACCGCAACAACCACAACCAUAUCCAAGUGUGCCAAAUGUCAUCCCAGGGUCCCCCUUGGCCCUGGUCUCCAAAGGGAUGGUCUCCCCAUCCCCGGCGACUUCCAUGAGGCCUCCAGUCUCAAACUCCUCUUCGUCGAUAGUUAGUAAUUAUAACGGUUCGAAGCUCCUCCGCCUGAGUCCCAAGCCCACGAACCCCGUUCCCAAGUCCCCCAUUCGUCGUCCCCGAGGAGACACGAAGAAAUGUCGGAAAGUGUACGGCAUGGAUCAAAAGGAGUCGUGGUGCACUCAAUGCAAGUGGAAGAAGGCUUGCUCCCGAUUCAGUGAGCUCUCUACUUGACCCUCACCCGUAUCGACAGGUCCAGGAGGUCGAUCUUUUUCAUCCCAAGGUUCCAAGCUGAAACGACCCUUUACCACUACUUCUAUUCUUGGAACUGCGCUGGCCAGUGUUGCUACUGAUCACGCGGAGAUUCCAUCUACCUCUUAAUAAAGAACAAACCCACUGACCUUUCUCAAAGUGCUGAGGAACACCUACCUACUAGUCUGAUCACGAAGCCCAAAGAUUGGUGGUUGCUCCGAGAUCGAACGACACAUAUUUGGUGAAUUUGUAGUCCAAAUUCAUUGGUUCUUCCCGUGAAGGUGACCCCAGACUGCUGCUCCACCUUCGCCAUCGUCUUCUUCUGAUCCAUGUUCUACUGGUCUGAAUCAACUUGAAGUCUUUCAUUUUCGAGUCAAGAACAUUUUUGUGUGUCUACUAAAGAGUCAACAACGACAUCAUAAUCAUCAUCGUUUCUCAAAAAAUCUGCGAUUCCUCUUUUUGAACGAACCGGCGACUAUUUUCACGUUCGAACGCUUCGAAGCCUACUUGUGUAUUUCAAGAGUCUGAACGCGGAGCCACAGAUCCACACCACCACAAAUGUCAACAACAGUAUGCCUUAAUGCCAAGAAUGAUGAGCUCCCACACCCAUUGCAAUACUUGAUCUAGAAUAUUCAACCAUCAUUGCAACACAGAUGCCUUGGAUGGAAGGAAAACUCCGCGGCGGCGGCGUAUGUUCUUGUUGCUCGUACUCCGUGAACUCGCUGAUCAGUCAGAGCAAUUCCUCCUCAUUCCUCAUUCCUGAUUCCUUAUUCCUCAGCCCUUGUCCUUUUUCCUCAAUUCACGGAGGACAACUUGUUUCUCCAUUUCUGGCUCCUUGUGCUCCUUGCUCCUUAUGAAAUAGUACAAAACCGCAGCAUGGCCUCAAAUACUCAAUCCUUCAUUUAAGAAAAUAAAAACACCCCCAAUUAUUGACUUGGUUGAAUUUGCUGAUUGGAUGACGAAAUAAACUUCAGACAUUUCGAAACUAUACUGACCUGUUUUGACAAGGAUUAGAGUAAGGCCAUGCUCAUCCCAUGCUCCUAAUCAUCAUCAUCAUCAUCAUCAUCAUCAUAAUCUUUACUAUUAUCAUUGCGACAAUUAUACAUGUUAUCCUGUACAUAAGAUUCAUGCAGACAUAUCCUGUACACACACAUAUAUAUAUAUAUAUAUAUAUAUAUGAAACAUAACCACGAUGUUCAUUUUGGGAUUGAUACGUUGAUCUCCCGCCUCCUCCUUCCUCCCUCCUUUCCCACGAAUGAUUUUGUUUCUCGUUCCUAUUUUCCAAUGAGUUCAACUUGAAGCAUUCGAAAUUUCAAAAUUGUCUCGAACAAACAAACUACAGAGAGAACAGACUAUUGAAAACAACUCUAUAUAAAGAAAUAUCAAAAGCAUAGUGUCUAUGAGUGUUGUUACACAGAAAUGUAAAGGCAAACAUAUAUAAUCAAACUGGAGAGAAAAAAAAAUCAUGACGUGAAGCAAUCGAGAAGUACUCUUGACAAGUGGCGAUCAUUAUAUUCCCUCUUCAGCGACUUUGUUAAUUCCAAAAUUAAUCUUAAGAUAAUUGGCUUGAUAGUUUACUAUACAUUGGCUAAUCACCAGCAAUUUUCGACCUCUUUCUCUCCCUACCUAUCACUCUCUCUAUCUACUGUCUCUCGUCUUAAAACCCAUUGGAAAUUUGUUUCUUUCCUCGUCUCCCUUGUCUUCUUCUUCUUUUUCAAUGUGUUUUCUUCUCGCGAUGUUUUAUUCUCGUAUGAAAGAUUUAUCUGAAUGAAUCCAAUGACGGAAAUAUGUCAAUAAACAAGCUACGCAUUCUUGGUCGAACUCUAAA
This is a messenger RNA of Tigriopus californicus, 4814 nucleotides long. RefSeq names its product zinc finger protein 395-like. The transcript is spliced from 7 exons. Gene Ontology annotation, biological process: regulation of transcription by RNA polymerase II. Gene Ontology annotation, molecular function: RNA polymerase II cis-regulatory region sequence-specific DNA binding; DNA-binding transcription factor activity. The record is from RefSeq and is a predicted model, not a curated record. Gene Ontology annotation, cellular component: nucleus. The coding region runs from base 977 to 2626 and encodes 549 amino acids. NCBI's taxonomy places the organism in Eukaryota, Metazoa, Arthropoda, Copepoda, Harpacticoida, Harpacticidae.